AUGUCGACAACUGCCGAAUCAAAGUUUCCAGAGCCAUCUUCUCCUAGAACCUUUUCUUCAACUCAAGAGAAUGAUGAGACUGAAUCCAACAAUUCUAGUAUUUCCAGCACUUCCAGCACUUCUAGCACUUUUAGCACUUUUAACGAAGAUGAUAAAAAGUCCGUACCUACUUCCGACAAUCAUUUAUCUCUUCAUAAUAUUUGUAAUAUCAUUCAAAAACCUUCUCCUGUUAGGUUGCAAAAAUUGGAAAAUGAUUAUACUUCACAAUGUGAAACCGGUGCGAUACCAGAUAACGAAAAUUUUAUGUAUCAUAAGAUUAAUGGUUCCGUCACUCUUAAUGAUAAUAAUGUUCAUUAUAACGAACCUAAUUCAAUCUAUCAAUCAAAUCCAAAACCAAUUCAUGGACAAAAUUUUCAUCCAUCAACAAUGUUAUCCAUAGUUUCGCCAUCAGAAAUUUCUCGUGAUAGGGAUUCAACUAUAUGUACAAAUCCAUUUUGUUUACAAUGUCGAUACACUACUACCCCUCCUCAUCAUACCAAUUUACCUUAUCCUGUUACAUCAGGACCUUUACCUUUUCCUGUUCAAUAUUAUUUUUCUUUACCAAAUAAUGCCAUUUAUUCAACUUGCGUUCCUCCUUCGUCUGUUUACAUUAAUCAGCAACAGCAAGUAGCUCCUGUUUCACCUACCAAUCUCACUUCAGGUGAUUCUGAGUGUAAUGAAUGUACAACUCAAACUAAAAGGAGACGUCGUAGAAAAUCAAAAACUACUUUAAAUUCUUCUACUGAUUAUCAUCCUACGACCAGAUCGGGUGAAAAUUAUCGUUGUUCGAAUUGUGGUACAAGAGAAACCCCUGCUUGGAGAAGAGAUCCUCGAGGCGAAUCUUUACUUUGUAACGCUUGUGGAUUAUAUCUCAAGGUUAAAGGACGUAAUCGUCCUAUCGAAAUUGAUACAAAUGGUGAAAUUCGAUUAGUAAAACUUGGUAGGACUGGUUCUAAUCAACCAAAAUGUCAAAAUUGUGGUGCAAGAGAAACUCCUUGUUGGAGAGAACCUGAAGGAAAAUUAUUAUGUAAUCGUUGUGGUCUUUUCUUUAAACAAAAUGGUUAUAAUCGUAUUGUAACUCCUCAAUCUCCUUAUUAACAUU
Molecule: messenger RNA, 1141 nt
Organism: Rhizophagus irregularis DAOM 181602=DAOM 197198
Lineage: Eukaryota; Fungi; Glomeromycota; Glomeromycetes; Glomerales; Glomeraceae
Biological process (GO): negative regulation of transcription by RNA polymerase II; positive regulation of transcription by RNA polymerase II
Molecular function (GO): DNA-binding transcription factor activity, RNA polymerase II-specific; RNA polymerase II cis-regulatory region sequence-specific DNA binding; zinc ion binding
Source: RefSeq, a predicted model, not a curated record